This is a messenger RNA of Adineta steineri, 954 nucleotides long. The record is from the annotation of a GenBank genome assembly. Lineage: Eukaryota; Metazoa; Rotifera; Eurotatoria; Adinetida; Adinetidae.
AUGUCAACGACAACAAGUGUAGGAGGCAAGGUUCUUCUUGAUGUUGGGGGUAAAAAAUUUUCGACUACAAUUCAAACAUUAACAAGUCACGAGGAAGAUUCUUAUUUUACAGCACUUUUCUCACGUCAUUGGGAACUGGAAAAAGAUGAACGAGGUCGUAUUUUCAUUGAUCGUAAUGGUGAUCUCUUUGUUGAGAUUUUGGAAUACAUGAGAAAUGCACAAAAUUAUGAUAUUCCAUCUGAUGAACAUUUACAACACAAAUUACUUAAUGAAGCUGCAUUUUUUCAAUUGCACAAAUUAAGUGCUCGCUUGUAUUUAUUUAAAGACACUAGUCUAUUAAACGUGGAACAUCAACGAAUACUCAAUAAAUUUUACGGUAAAAAGCAUCAACACUGGCAGUUAAUGUAUAAAGCUACGAGAGAUGGAUUUGACACAGCUGCAUUUCAUAAACUCUGUGCUAAUCGUAAUCGUCUAACUAUGACAGUCAUACAAUCAACAGAUGGAUAUCUCUUUGGUGGAAUUGACGCACGGAACUUUGAGGACACAUCGGAUUCUGAGGAUACAUCGGACUGUGAAGACACAUCGGACUAUGAUCGGAUUUCUCCGUUUCUAUUUUUGUUAGUGAAUGCCAAUAGAAAUCAUCCAACGAAGUUUCUUCCGAUUAAAAAAAUCGUUCCAUACUAUGUUAACAAGUACGGGCUAUCCUUUGGAAAGGCUGAUGAGUACGAUUUGCGCAUUAGUGAUCGAAGUAACGAAAAUAUGAAUAGUUAUUGUAAUCUUGGACGCAACUAUUCUGAUACAAUUGGUCUUGGCAAGAAUACAUUCACAGGUUCACAUCACUUUCAAACAAAAGAAAUUGAAGUUUUCACAUUAGCAUCACGGCCAAUUAUUUCUAUUCAAAACGUUGCUAUUACUCAUUGGCCAAAGUCCUCGUUAAAGACAACAGAAGAUUAA